Molecule: messenger RNA, 1233 nt
Organism: Rhinocladiella mackenziei CBS 650.93
Lineage: Eukaryota; Fungi; Ascomycota; Eurotiomycetes; Chaetothyriales; Herpotrichiellaceae
Exons: 3
Coding region: 1-1233 (410 amino acids)
Biological process (GO): negative regulation of translation; mRNA catabolic process
Cellular component (GO): P-body; CCR4-NOT core complex; CCR4-NOT complex
Source: RefSeq, a predicted model, not a curated record
AUGCUUCAAACCCAGCAUCUUUAUUCCCACCAGCAACAAUACGGCCAACAUGAACAAUCCGCCUGGCAGCAUAACGCGCCGCAGCAAAAUCAUCAAGGCUUGAGUCAUGGACAACAACAGGCUCAAGCUCAGGCCGCGGCGGUGGCUGCAGCGGCCGCUCAACAACAGCACUACAAUCGUCUUGCCAUCAGCCAAAAUCAUAGCUCGUCUCACGCGCAGCAGAACAACAACCGACAGUCCUCGGCCGAUAACGGCCCGAACGCGAUGGGUGCCUCUUUGACCACAAUGAACGAGCAAGGAUCUCCCGGCAUGGAACAACAGCUUUCAGAAGAGAAUCGCAAGGUUUUACAAUGGGUGGCCGAGUUGAUGGACCCAAAUAGAAGAGAAGGGGCAUUGAUGGAGUUGAGCAAGAAGAGGGAACAAGUUCCCGAGCUCGCGUUGGUGCUCUGGCACAGUUUUGGUGUCAUGACCAGCUUACUCCAGGAGAUUAUUUCAGUCUAUCCCCUCCUGAACCCGAGUCAACUCACCGCGGCUGCCAGUAACCGUGUAUGCAAUGCUUUGGCAUUACUUCAAUGUGUGGCAAGCCACAAUGAGACCCGGGGUCUCUUUCUCAGUGCUCAUAUUCCAUUGUUUCUCUAUCCUUUCCUGAACACCACGUCUAAAUCGAGGCCCUUUGAGUAUCUUCGUCUCACAUCGCUGGGAGUUAUCGGCGCUCUGGUCAAGAAUGAACCAUCAUCAAGUGUAUCCAUGAAUCCGAGCGGUACUCCAGGAGCACAUGGAAAUUCGAAUAACUCUUCUCCGACCAUCACGUUUCUCCUGACCACCGAAAUCAUCCCCCUGUGUCUCCGCAUCAUGGAAACAGGCAGCGAACUGUCCAAGACCGUUGCUAUUUUUAUUGUGCAGAAAAUUUUACUCGACGACACAGGCCUCGGCUAUAUCUGUGCCACGUAUGAACGUUUUUAUGCCGUCGGCACCGUAUUGAGCAAUAUGGUCAUCGGCUUGGUGGAGACCCAAACAGUCCGCCUUUUGAAACAUGUGGUUCGAUGCUUUUUGAGGCUGAGUGAUAAUAACCGAGCACGUCAAGCACUUCGACAGUGCCUUCCCGAGCCACUGCGAGAUGCGACCUUUUCCAAUGUCCUUCGGGAUGAUGCCGCAACCAAACGAUGUCUCGCCCAACUCCUCAUCAACUUGAGUGACACCGUCACCGAUACCCAAAAUGAUCAAUUUGAAUGA